AAAAUGAUUCUCAGCCGGUCAAAACCAGCGAGCGAGAGUCGUUCUGGUAGCAGCUCCUCCAAGAGGAACUUCCCGGAGCUAGAAGAUUACCUGCUGAAACGGGACUAUGUCGGGGCACUCACUAUGUUGGAAUUCCUCGCGGCCGACGGCUCCGCCGACGUGUGGGUAAGGGUGUGGACAGCGUGGUGUUGGUUUCACCUGGCCGAAUACCGUCGCGCCUUGGAUGUCUACCUGGAGGUGAAGGCCAGGGAAACCCUGGACUCCAGGAUCGGCGACACCAUUGAUCUGGAUUUGGCCGUUUGCUACUUUUACUUAGGAAUGUACGCGGAGUCCCAGGAAGCAGUAGAAAAUGCACCUAAAUGUCCACUUAAGCACCGUCUCCAGUUCCACCUCGCGCACAAGCUGGGCGACGAGGAGGUGCUGAUGGCGGCGCACGCGGCGCUGCGCGACGUGCCCGAAGACCAGCUCAGCCUGGCCGCCGUCCACUACCUGCGCGGACACUACCAAGAGGCGAUCGACGUGUAUAAGAAGCUGCUGCUAGAUCGACGAUACAACAAGAAAUAUGAAAAUGAUAAUACGAUAAACUGGAUCAGAUUCGUAACUAAUGCUCCUAGCACCUAUAUGGCGCUGAACGUGUACGUGGCGCUGUGCUACUACAAGCUGGACUACUACGACGUGUCGCAGGAGGUGGUGGGCGUCUACCUCGCCCACCAUCCCACCUCCACCGUGGCGGGGAACCUCAAGGCCUGCAACUUGUUCAAAUUAUACAAUGGAAAGUCAGCAGAAAACGAACUCAAGCAGAUAUCAUCCGACCAGCACACGUUUGGGCAGGACUUGGUCAAACACAACCUGGUUGUGUUCAAAAACGGCGAGGGUGCUCUGAAGGUGUUGCCGGGCCUGAUCGACGUGGUGCCGGAGGCGCGGCUAAACCUCGCGGGCUACAAGCUGCGCCGCCGCGAGCCGCUGGAGGCGCGCGCGCUGCUGGAGCCGCUGCCGCCGACGUCGCCGCUGCACUACAUCCUGCGCGCCGUCGUUGCCGUACGCCUCUACAACGAUACCGGCGACGAGGAGCAGAUGAAGACGGCGAUGCAGAGUUUCCACGUGGUGGGCAGCUCGGCGGCAGAGUGCGACACCAUCCCCGGCCGCCAGUGCAUGGCCUCCUCCUACUUCCUGGCCUCGCAGUUCGACGAGGUGCUCGUCUACCUCAACUCCAUCAAGAGUUUCUUCAUCAAUGAUGACACGUUCAACUUUAAUUACGCCCAGGCCAAGGUGGCGACGGGGCUGUACCGCGAAGCGGAGGAGAGCCUGCUGGGCGUGCGGGACGAGGCCAUCACCGGCUCGUUCACCUACCUCGCCUGCCUCUGCCGCUGCCACGUCAUGAACAGGGAGGCCCACCUCGCCUGGGAGAUAUGCGUUAAGUCGGCAGGUACUCCGGACAACUUCGCGCUGCUGCAGCUGGUGGCCAACGACAGCUACCGCAUGGGACAGUUUCUGGUGGCUGCCAAAGCAUUCCACAUGCUAGACAGGUUGGACGGUGGUCCCGAAAUGUGGGAGGGCCUACGCGGCGCGGUGUGCGGCUGCGCGCAGGCGGCGGCGGCGGAGCGGGCGCGUGCAGGGGCGGAUCAGCAGAGGGGCCCCGCAGCGGCGGAGCUGCGGGAGGCCCUGGCACUACUGCGGGGCCCCCGCCCCCACGCCCGUGCAGACCACAUCACGCGCCCCAUACUCAAGUGGGCGCAGCAGAACAGAAUACCGAUAUAAGAAAUAUGCGAAGGCGCUGCGAACUCAACACACACCUGAGCCUGACCAAGUCUUACAGGUUUCGUUCUCAUAUAUGAAAUAAGAAGAAAGUAUUGCCCACAGUACUGCCUAAUGGGGACACAAAUCCGAAACUUAAAAUUGAUUCUAUAAAUAAACGGUAGAGGAA
Messenger RNA from Aricia agestis (brown argus), 1924 nucleotides. RefSeq names its product intraflagellar transport protein 56 (gene Ttc26). Gene Ontology annotation, cellular component: ciliary base; ciliary basal body; intraciliary transport particle B. The record is from RefSeq and is a predicted model, not a curated record. Gene Ontology annotation, biological process: intraciliary transport involved in cilium assembly; intraciliary anterograde transport. Gene Ontology annotation, molecular function: intraciliary transport particle B binding; protein binding. The coding region runs from base 4 to 1758 and encodes 584 amino acids. NCBI's taxonomy places the organism in Eukaryota, Metazoa, Arthropoda, Insecta, Lepidoptera, Lycaenidae. The transcript has 13 exons.